Molecule: messenger RNA, 1596 nt
Organism: Durusdinium trenchii
Lineage: Eukaryota; Dinophyceae; Suessiales; Symbiodiniaceae
Source: the annotation of a GenBank genome assembly
AUGGCUGAAGCUCGUUUCGUGGGCAUGCUGGAUUACUUAGAAGCCUUGCGGCUAAGCAGCUCAAAGUCUGGAAAAGACACCAACGUUGACAAACUGUUCCAAAGUUGCAUGCUGGACAUACAGAACGCGCCGCCCAUGCCUGUCGAUGCUGGCGCCCGUCUGCUGAAGAAACUGAACACAGCCCAUGUGUCAGACCAAUGGCGUGAAGAACUGGCCCAACUUUUGCACGAGAAGGUUGAAGCGGGAGCAGCUAAAUUGGCAGCAGAAAAAAAAACAAGCGAAGGUGGAGACCCAAAGACCCAGCGAUGCUUGGACCUCCACAACUACUUGACCCCCAGUGAAUGGUCAGCCUUGAGAAAUGAGAAAGAAGGUCUUAUGACGAAGUGCAGGGUAUUAGCCACAAGAAUGGCUCAACUGGGUUUGAAAAACCCAACUGAACCGACUUGGGUUGCGGCAGUUGCAAUUCUUUACCUGGCCUCUCACAAAGGGCCUGCCGACGAGCUCCAGUUCAAUGCCAAGCAAGCGCUGAGCACUUUGAAUAGUUUGAAAACUAUCCUCAGAGGAAUGCAUGCACACCUUAACUCUGGCUUGAAGUUUUAUCCAUCUGAUCCCUCUGAACUUGCGGAAGAUCUUUUCCGCAAAGCUUAUUCACAAGAGAAACCAGCACAGUGCCCUUUGGAGGAAGCCGGCUUGCAUUUUCUGCGCAAAGUGCUGCCUGCCCGGGACACGCACAGUUCUGUACGCGGGCAAUUUGGGAAGCCUGGCUUUUCCAAUCACACACCAUCGGGCGGCAGCAUGGCCGACAUGUUUGGCAUGAUGCAGACAUUCAUGCCUAUGCUUUGCAAUCAGUUUGGAGGAGGGAAGGGGUUGGACCUGCAAAUGUUUCCACAAAGGAAGAAGAAGAGUUGGGCGGCUGCAGCACCAUUGGCGCUGGAGGCCCCUGCAGAUUCGCCUGCAGCUGAGACUGCCAAGGUCGAGCCUUCCCCUGGCGAGGAGCCAGCAGCGAGCCCAACAGAGAAGAUUGAAGGCGAGAACAGUGCAACACCAAGCCUUGGAGGCUUGGCUUCCAAAGAUGUUGAUAAAAUGGCGCAAGAGGUUCUUGCUGCGCUCGGUGAAAAGAAGGAAAAGAAUGGUAAAGCAGCUGCAGCACCGGCCAAGAAAAAAACUCCCAAAAGCAAAGCGAAAGGUCCAAGCAAGAAGGAUGAGAAGGAUGCAAAAGAUGAGGGCCCACCGCCCAAGAAGAUGAAGGCAGCCCUUCCUUUUCCUGGAGAAGGUCCUGCCGAACCCUUGCACUACUGCAAUGCGACCAUUUACAUUUGUCCAAACAGCUCUAGCUACCGAGUGAAAUUGGCCGGCGAGCGGAAAGACAAAUCCUUUUCCUGGAAAAGAGAUAGUGCCAAAGAAUGCUGGGGCCGAGUGAAGGAGCACGUGCUCAAAGCGGCGCCAGCGCCCCGCGUGGCGGCAACAUCACCAGACCCCAACUCGGAGGCCCUGCCGGCCCGAGCAACGUCACCCGACCCCAACUCGGCGGAGGCGUCGCCGGCGCCGCCUCUGGCUGUCCAGACACCAAGCCUCAGAUGGGCGUUCCAGGCAUGA